Stegodyphus dumicola is the source of this 922-nucleotide messenger RNA. Its product is annotated as hemicentin-2-like. The record is from RefSeq and is a predicted model, not a curated record. NCBI's taxonomy places the organism in Eukaryota, Metazoa, Arthropoda, Arachnida, Araneae, Eresidae.
AUGACGGCUGGCUAUUACGUGGACGAAAUUUUAACGCGGGUUGUACUGCUUAUGCUAUCAAGUAGCCCAGGUGCCAUUUAUCAAGAAGAAAACGAUCGUCCACAUACUGCGCGAUUCUCUCAACAAUGUCUUCAAGGAUAUGACGUACUACCACAACCUGCCAGGUCACCAGACCUCUCGACUACAGAGCACGUUUGGGACAUGCUUGGAAGACAAAUGCACCCGUCCGAAAUAUUGAAUGACCGAAGAUUGGCACUACUCACUGGACCAAAUCCAGGUGCUGAUGAAUUAUCACCCAUUACAUUUUUAGUUGAGGGACCGCUGAUAAGACUGAUAAAGUUAGGGGUUACACCGGUGGAUUUGCAGAUCAGCAGUAAUUACCAGCAGCCUUUCAUCGCUGGCAAACAAGUUUCUUUAUUUUGCCGUAGUCAUGGAUCGCAUCCACGCGCUCACUUAAGUUGGCACCGCAAAGGUAGUUUGAUAGUAUCGAAAGAAGUUAUUAGUGACAAUGGCAAUGUUACUACUGGUUAUCUUCUUCUAAACAUGACACCAGAAGAUGAUGGUGACGUCAUACAAUGCUUUGCAGUUAAUCCGAGUGCUCCAGAUUAUAUUUUAGUAACAAAUUAUACUAUGAUUGUACACUAUAAACCAGAAAUAAAUCUAGCAGUCCUUCAUAGUGGAAAAAGAAGAUUCGCACAGGGAUAUAACAUUACAAUUCGCUGCUCAGUGCGAGCAAAUCCAAGAAUUUCUCGAAUGACAUGGAUGCGUAAUGGUAUAGAAUUACACAGCUCUUCUUCUGUGUACCUUUACAACACAACACUGCAAAUUACAAAUAUAUCUGUAGCCCAUGCAGGUAAAUAUACAUGCAUUGCUGUAAACCGGGAAGGACAAACUCGGUCUUCUACUAAUAUUGAAGUGGCAU